AAUUAAUAUCAUUCUAAACUUUAUUUAACCAUAGAGAUACAUUCAGAUACUUUAAAAAAAGUUGAACAUGGGAUGCCAUAUAUAACAACAAACAUUCAUACCACGCAUAACAAUGCUGACAUAUUUAUCUGAGAUUAACUCAUCUCUGAUCUAACACACAGGGCCUACAGAUCAAUGUGUGGGCAGGUUUUCUUGAAACACUGUAGUUUGCAUCCGACCUUUGGCUUCACAGUGGUGCUACGUGUUAGCAUGUCUUGGGACAAUAAAUAGAACACGAAACUCUCACGUCCUUAGAUAAUUAAUGAAGCCCACAGCCAGGAGCCAGUAACUGGUUGAAACGUGCAAACAUCACCUGCAGGAGGCUCUCAGAGAUGGGUUAUAGGCGUGUAGAGGAAAAAUGAAGAACUCUCACUCUGUUCCGAUUUACAGAUACACUUGUGAUGGGGAAAUGUGCUUAAAAUAAGCUGUUAAUUGUUUUAUGUUUUUGUCAAAAGCGUCAACAUACCAUAUACGCACAUUGAGCUGAAUUUUAAACUAUUAAAAUAGGCAUGCACAGAUAUCAUGUGUCGUAUUCAAUGCGGACAUCCAAUGCGACAGGCAUUUGUGUGUAUGAAACAACUUGUUUAAUGAUGUCAAUGUUUUUUUACUUUCAGUUGAAACCUUUUUUUGUAAUCAGGCAACUAGGCUGUAUUAUACAUAUACGUAAUGUAGAUACAUUUGAAAAUGUAAUCAAAUACAAAAAAGCUUGAGGAAGGUUAACUCUAAAUGCACCAGCUCGCACAAUGUCAGUGUUUGCUUUUUUGUAACGAGUGCUCCAUCUUCUCUUAAAUAGACGUUCUUUGGAUCGGAGCGCGUCGGUCUGCAAACAUGAACUGUAGGAUUUCGUCAGAUCCGUAAAGCGUUCCUCCUGGUUUCAUAAAAAAAAGAAAAAAAGAUAGGGUUAUUCUUUACGAAGACAAACGCAGUUACAACACGUCUUGACCUCGCUAUGGCAUCAACAUAUUCAUAAACUAGAACACUACGUUGUUUCCCACGGGCAGUUUUUUCCUCGGACCGACAAAAGACCAUCAGUCUCCUCGAAGCCGCGCAUAGACUGGGAUGCACUGCCGCUAGCUUGUUAUUAGCUUCGCUCGCUCGCUUCCCCACCGGCUCUGUUCUUCCGACGGGACCAAGCGCACCACCAUGGUGCUGCAAGUGAAGAUCCCAGCAUAUGGCACUUCCGGACACACUUUCUAUGGGUGUAAAGAACAAAAAGUCCACCAGAACACGGCUUCUACACAGUGCAUUAUGACAGACAGCAUGAUGAGUAAAGCCGCCACAAUGGAGAUUCCCAUCAACAGUAAUGGCGACACAGGGACCCUACCAGAAGAUGACAGCCUUGAACAGGACCUCCAGCAGGUGAUGGUAUCGGGUCCCAAUCUCAACGAGACGAGCAUUGUGUCGGGAGGCUAUGGAGGAACGGCGGAGGGAAUCAUCCCCACCAGCUCAAUCAAAGGCCCUGCUGUGCACUACAAUGCAGAGUUUAACAAAAGGAUCCCAGUUGACUCAUUAGGUUCCAACAUGCACCACAGCAGCAGCAGCUCGUCAAUGGCGACCGACGAAGCGACCCGCGGCGUGGCCGUGGAAAAGCUAGAAACGAUGAAGAAGUGGGGUCUCAACACUUACAAGUGUACGAAGCAAAUUAUCUCGGAGCGUUUCGGUCGGGGUUCCCGGACCGUGGACCUGGAGCUCGAGGCCCAGAUCGAGGUGCUGAGAGACACGAAGAAGAAAUAUGAGAAUGUGCUGCGAUUGGCCAGAGCGCUGACCAACCACUUCUACAACAUGGUGCAGACCCAGCAUGCACUGGGGGACACCUUCGCUGACCUCAGUCAGAAGUCUCCAGAGCUGCGGGAUGAGUUUGGCUACAACGCAGAGACUCAGAAGCUGCUGUGUAAGAACGGGGAGACUCUCCUCGGCGCCGUGAACUUCUUUGUGUCCAGCAUCAACACGCUGGUCAACAAGACCAUCGAGGACACCCUGAUGACAAUCAAGAUGUAUGAAAAUGCCAGACUGGAGUUUGAUGCCUACCGGUCAGACCUGGAGGAACUGAGUCUGGGACCGAAGGACGCCGUCGCCAUGGCCCGCAUAGACGCUGCUCAGCAACAGUACCAAGUCCAGAAGGACAAGUACGAACGCCUGCGCUCGGACGUCAUCAUCAAGCUCAAGUUCCUGGAGGAGAAUAAGGUGAAGGUGAUGCACAAGCAGCUCCUCCUCUUCCAUAACGCCAUCUCGGCGUACUUUGCCGGCAACCAGGAGCAGCUGGAGCAGACGCUGAAGCAGUUCAACAUAAAGCUGAGGCCUCCGGGGGCCGACAAGCCCUCCUGGCUAGAGGAGCAGUAGUGAGGAGGACCGGCAGCCUCGUCUCGGACCACCUCGACACCCAGUUGCAGAGGACCGCGACGGAGGGAAACGCAGACGUGUAACCGGGUGGAUUAAGACGUGAGAUGGGCGUGUGGCUGCAUGAUUGGACAGAUGGAUUGCAGGGUCUUUAUUGAUGAGUCGGAAAAAACGCAGCAGGGAACCAAGCGGCCAGUUUCACGAACAGUCGGGGGGCUUUUAGGGCCUCUCCCCAACUUCCCUCUUCACCCACUCCGACCUAUUCUUUGUGCUCAUCUCUCCCAUCCCUCUCUCCUAUUCGACUCCCUUCUAUUUCAGCACUACACUUAUUCACGUUCGUGGUCAUUAUUGUCCUCUGAGUUCAACUUCCCACAUCGUCUUGGUAACAGAGACGGGUGACAUAAUGACAAAUCCAUAAAAACACACUCGGAUGAAACCAAACGGGGCAUCGGAGCUCUUCCAGACCUUAUCACUCUCCUCGUGUGCCUCUUUUAUUUAUGAGCCGACACACUCAAUGAACUCGUGGCCUGCAGGAAGAAAGAUAAAUUAAGAAAGGGAGAAAAGAAAAGAUUUAAAACUCCAAAUGAAUCUGUACACUGGAAAAGAAAUGCUUGGAUAUUUCAAAUCAAUGUACAUUUGAAAUUAAGUACUGUUUAACUCUGGAAAUAAUUAGUAUAUGAUUGUUUGUAGCUUUAUAAAACAAAAAACACUGCUG
This is a messenger RNA of Pseudoliparis swirei, 3091 nucleotides long. RefSeq names its product arfaptin-2-like. Lineage: Eukaryota; Metazoa; Chordata; Actinopteri; Perciformes; Liparidae. The transcript has 11 exons. The record is from RefSeq and is a predicted model, not a curated record. Gene Ontology annotation, molecular function: phospholipid binding; protein domain specific binding. Gene Ontology annotation, cellular component: trans-Golgi network membrane. Gene Ontology annotation, biological process: intracellular protein transport; regulation of Arp2/3 complex-mediated actin nucleation. The coding region runs from base 1183 to 2379 and encodes 398 amino acids.